This is a messenger RNA of Helianthus annuus (common sunflower), 2728 nucleotides long. RefSeq names its product protein VAC14 homolog. Lineage: Eukaryota; Viridiplantae; Streptophyta; Magnoliopsida; Asterales; Asteraceae. The transcript is spliced from 20 exons. The record is from RefSeq and is a predicted model, not a curated record. Gene Ontology annotation, biological process: phosphatidylinositol biosynthetic process; positive regulation of kinase activity. Gene Ontology annotation, cellular component: endosome membrane; PAS complex. Bases 270 to 2411 code for a protein of 713 amino acids.
ACACCCCUCCAAAAUAAGAAACCAGAAAAACAAAUCAAACACACCAUUUAUACUCCAUCUUCUCUUCUGUUCUUCCCUAACCCUAAAAUUCCUCUUCAGAUCUACAAUUCACUCAAUAACACUCUACAUUCAUCGAUUCCGUAACUCAAAACCGUCACAAUUCGUUCAUCGUUCCGUCAAUUUCGUAUAACAUGUUCCAAUUCGCACAACAAAAGAUCAGAAAACGGAUUUGAUCAUCGUUUGCUUUGAUUCAAUUGAAAUCGUCCGAUAUGUCGGACGCAUUCACAGCAAUUCCGGCUGCCGUUCUUCGGAAUCUCGCCGAUAAGUUAUACGAGAAGCGGAAAAACGCUGCUCUUGAGGUUGAAGGAAUUGUGAAGCAGUUGACAGUUGCUGGAGAUCAUGAUAAAAUAAGUGCUGUGAUUAAGCUGUUGGUUCAUGAGUUUACUUACUCUUCACAAGCGAAUCAUCGCAAGGGAGGGUUGAUUGGAUUGGCUGCUGCUACUGUUGGUUUGAGCUCGGAAGCUUCACAACAUCUUGAGCAAAUUGUACCACCUGUGAUCAACUCUUUCGGUGAUCAAGAUAGCAGAGUUCGUUAUUAUGCUUGUGAAGCUUUAUACAAUAUUGCAAAGGUUGUGAGAGGAGACUUCAUCGUGUUCUUCAACCAGAUAUUUGAUGCAUUAUGUAAGCUUUCAGCUGAUUCAGAUCCCAAUGUCCAACGUGCAGCUCAUCUUUUAGAUAGACUUGUGAAGGACAUUGUGACAGAGAGUGAUCAAUUCAGCAUUGAAGAAUUUAUACCUCUGUUGAGAGAGCGAAUGAACGUGUUAAACCCUUAUGUCCGUCAGUUUUUGGUUGGAUGGAUCACAGUGUUGGACAGUGUUCCAGACAUAGAUAUGCUCGGUUUUCUUCCCGAUUUUCUUGAUGGUUUAUUUAAUAUGUUAAGUGAUUCCAGUCAUGAAAUCCGACAGCAAGCUGACUCAGCACUUUCAGAGUUCCUUCAGGAAAUCAAGAACUCACCGUCUGUAGAUUAUGGUCGCAUGGCAGAAAUACUUGUGCAGAGAGCAUCUUCACCUGAUGAAUUCACUCGUUGGACUGCAAUCACCUGGAUAAACGAGUUUAUUAAACUUGGCGGUGAUCAGCUAGUUCCUUAUUAUGCGGAUAUGUUAGGAGCUAUCUUGCCUUGCAUAGCCGAUAAAGAAGAAAAGAUACGUGUUGUAGCCCGUGAAACAAAUGAAGAGCUUCUUGCGAUUAAGGCUGAUCCUGCUGAAGGGUUUGAUGUUGGAGCAAUCCUCUCCAUUGUAAAGAGGCAGUUGUCUAGUGAAUAUGAGGCCACCCGGAUCGAAUCAUUGCACUGGAUUUCAACGCUUUUAAAUAGACAUCGUACUGAGGUCCUGUCGUUUUUGAAUGAUAUAUUUGACACACUUCUUAAAGCAUUGUCGGAUUCCUCUGAUCAGGUAGUGCUUCUAGUACUGGAGGUGCAUGCAUGCAUAGCGGAGGAUCAAUAUAACUUCCGUCAGCUUAUUGUUUUCCUAGUUCAUAAAUUCCAGACUGAUAAAGUACUCCUGGAAAAGCGUGGUGCUUUGAUUAUCCGCCGGCUUUGUGUACUUAUAGAUGCUGAAAGAGUUUACCGGGAACUAUCUACAAUUCUUGAACAGGAAGCUGACCUGGACUUUGCAUCUACUAUGGUUCAGGCUUUGAAUUUGAUUCUGCUUACUUCUACCGAGUUGUCGGGCCUGCGGGAUCUUUUAAAACAGUCACUAGUAGAUGCUGCUGGAAAGGAUUUAUUUCUUUCACUAUAUGCGUCAUGGAGCCAUUCAUCAAUGGCCAUAUUAAGUCUAUGCUUAUUGGCACAGGCUUAUCAGCAUGCAAGUUCAGUCAUUCAAUCUUUAACGGAGGAAGAUAUUAAUGUCAGAUUUUUUAUUCAGCUGGAUAAAUUAAUAAACCUAUUGGAGACUCCAAUUUUUGCUUAUCUUAGGCUGCAGCUUCUUGAACCUGGAAGAUAUAUAUGGUUGUUAAAAGCCUUAUACGGUCUUCUUAUGCUGCUUCCGCAGCAAAGUGCAGCCUUUAAGAUCUUAAGGACUCGUUUAAAAACCGUACCUUCAUAUUCAUUUGACCACAAGGGGCAAGUCAACCGUACAUCAUCCGCGAAUCCUUCCAUACAUUUUUCAGAUGAUGGUGACGGUAACAUGAACAUGCAUAAUGGAAUCGACUUCGCAUUUUGGCUGCAAAGGUUCCAACAGAUUCAGCAAAAACAUCAUGCACAUUUUAAAUCACAAGCACGGUCAAACAACACUUCGACACACACCUCAAAGGUGAAGGAGGUCCAAAAACCCGAAGAGUUUAAAGGACCUCCUGCGCCAGAGUUGAGCAGGCCUCCUUCAAGAUUAUCCCGUAGAGGUCCCGGACAAGUAUAACUAUGAUGGUGGAUGUUGACCAAAGGCUCAUCUUGAUACCAUAGUCAAAAUCGGGUAUGAUUUGUAUAUUGUAUAUCGUGGUAUUCAUUUUCAUUGAACUCGUGAAGGCGUUUUUCUGUUUUACUUUUCCGGUCUCCAGAAUCGUGCUUGGAUGUCUCCGAGCGAUUAUUCUUUACUCUGGACUGUUUUAUUGCUCUUGUGGUUGUGUUAUUUUUGUUGUAAACCACAAGACCAGAGUUUUGAUAAUGUUUCUAAAAUAAGUUGUAAGAUUUCUAUUUGAGACAUUUGAUUUUAUUUCAAAAUUUCAGUUUAUGGUA